This is a messenger RNA of Trichobilharzia regenti, 1044 nucleotides long. NCBI's taxonomy places the organism in Eukaryota, Metazoa, Platyhelminthes, Trematoda, Strigeidida, Schistosomatidae. The record is from the annotation of a GenBank genome assembly.
GUUAGUGUGGUAAAAUUGUGAACUUGGCUGAUAGAUUUCAGUCUGUACAGUGGACUUGUAGCGACAUUGGUUAUCAUAUAGUUCGUUUCGUAGAAAAAAGAAACACAAGGUAGUUUUAGGUUUUUUUUCACAGAAUAUGUAUGUGUAACCUCGAAUGCAGAAAAGAAAAGAGUCUUCUUUUCAGAGGACAAGACGUCUCCGCAAAAAUAUUCACUUCCACCACAUACCUUUCAAAAUGAUUUCAAAACAUCAUCGAUGGCAAAGGUAAAGUAAUUAUGUCAUCGGACAACUUUAAAAAUUUGGCCUAUUAUCUUUUAACUGCAAAUUAUUCCUCAAAUCAAAAUAAGUUGACACAACCGCCCAGUAAUAAUGACAGCAACAACAACAACAAGGGUAACAACAAAAUUAACACUCCUCAUUCUCAAAAGUUUCAAAAGAAGUCACUAAAACACAUUACCACAACUGCAGCCGUCAACAAUAAAACUGUCUCCAAUGGACUGUCAAAUGCGAAUAAUUCAUUGCCAAUGCAGUCAAAUAAUAUACAACGAAAAAAGCAUUACAGUUUUUUAAUAACUAUGUUAAACCGUGACAGUCUAUUGCCAGAAUCAUUAUGGCAUAGAGUUUAUCAUCAAUUAUGUGAAGAUUUUAUCCAAAAACUGCAUUCUUUUGAACCAAAUCUACAUCAAUCAGCAUCUUCAAUUUCUUCCUUCGCUGACCUAGCGAUUUCAUGUUUGGGUCGUUCAUUCAGUUUAAAUCAUAAUAUUAUUCAUCUAAAGGAUAUCGCAUGCUUGGAGUUGUUCAACGACAGUCCUGUUAGUAAUAAGGAAACUAGAGAACGUGUACUAUCAUGCCUAACGGAAGCACUUGCAAAUGCCCUAUCGAAGAAUCCAGUUCAUUUACUUUACAAAAAUUACAAAGUGAAUUCAGGAGCUGGAGAAUCUUAUGUCAAAAUAUUUCGUGAAAUGUGCAAACAAGUCUUAGAAAGUUGUCUAUCACAAUUUGAAGCCAACUACUUGAAACAAAUCAAAUAUCCUAAGAAAUUAA